This is a messenger RNA of Nematolebias whitei (Rio pearlfish), 1632 nucleotides long. Its product is annotated as excitatory amino acid transporter 3-like. Bases 1 to 1632 code for a protein of 543 amino acids. NCBI's taxonomy places the organism in Eukaryota, Metazoa, Chordata, Actinopteri, Cyprinodontiformes, Rivulidae. Gene Ontology annotation, molecular function: glutamate:sodium symporter activity; L-cysteine transmembrane transporter activity; L-glutamate transmembrane transporter activity. Gene Ontology annotation, biological process: L-glutamate transmembrane transport. The transcript is spliced from 13 exons. The record is from RefSeq and is a predicted model, not a curated record. Gene Ontology annotation, cellular component: plasma membrane.
AUGACGGAGAACAACGACGGGGCCACUUCUGGCCCCAGACACUGGAGAAAUGUGGGCAAUGAUUGCUGGGCUUGUGUCGUGCGGAAUAGGUUUCAAUCUCUGAGUUUGCUGGGUGUCCUCCUGGGUAUUGUCCUCGGCUUUAUUCUCAAGUUUUUUGCAUCCCUGACUAAAACCCAACAAGUAUACAUUGGCUUUCCUGGGGAGUUACUCAUGCAGAUGCUUCAGAUGGUUACAAUUCCUCUCAUUGUGACAAGCGUGAUAACAGGUGUGAGUGGUCUGAGCAUCAAGUCCUCCAAAAGGAUCACUAUGCGUGCAGCCACGUACAUCGUCUCAACCACACUUGUGGCUGUGACUAUAGGAAUGAUCCUGGUGUUCCUGAUUAAGCCAGGAGUUGCUUAUGCUAUAACAAGUGAAGAUGAUAAUGAAGAGGAGUCCUUCUCCACUGUGGAUACAUUGAUGGAUCUUGUAAGGAACAUGAUUCCAGUGAACUUGAUUAAGGCUUGCUUUGAGCAGUACAAAACCGAGAGGGUGGUAGUUGAAGUUGAGGAAGAUGACCCCGAUACUGGUCUGCCAAUGAAUGUUACAGAAGUGCGAUGGGUAGAUGAUUAUGUUUCUGGAACCAACAUGGUGGGCCUAAUUGUCUGGGCUUUCAUUUCUGGCAUCUUGCUUGCAAAGAUUGGAAAAGAAGGAGAAACAUUUGUGGAGUUCCUUAAACUCAUCAACGAGGCAGUGAAGAUUAUGGUUAUCUGUAUCCUGUGGUAUUUGCCUGUCGGAGUGCUCUUCAUGAUCACAAGCCAUGUGGUUGAGGUUCGUGACUGGGAAUCCAUCCUUAAACUAGGAAAGUUUGCAGUUCUGAUUCUUCUUGGGCAUGCAUUCCAUGGAUUAGUCCUUCUCCCGCUGAUCUAUUUCUUGUUUGUGCGACGUAACCCCUUUGCUGUCAUGAAGCGGGUCUUCCAUGCCUUACUGACCGCAGUUCUCAUCUCAUCCAGCUCUGCCACUCUGCCAAUCACCUUUCGUUGCUGUGAGGAGAAACUGAAGUUUGACAGAAGAGUCACUCGUCUCAUGCUGCCCAUUGCGACCAACGUCAACAUGAAUGGAACCGCCCUUUAUGAAGCUUGUGCAGCUGUUUUCAUCGCCCAGCUUAACAAUAUCAAUCUGGAGUCCAGUCAGAUAAUAGCCAUCUGUGCGACUGCAGUCGUCUCCACCUUAGGAGCAGCAGGGAUCCCAGCUACAGGAGCUGUGACCACGCUCUUUAUUUUGACAGCGGUUGGUCUCCCUGCGAGAGAUGCCUCCCUUCUGGUAGUUUUGGAAUGGCUUCUGGACCGCUGCAACACUGUCAUGAAUGUCUGGGGAGACUGCAUCGGCGUGGCCCUCAUUCACCACUUGUCACAGAAAGAGCUGGUUCAUAAAGAACUGGAAAUGACAAGGGUAAACGACUGGAACGAGUCUAAGGACAGGGAGAGAACGGUUAGUGGCCCGACAGGAGACAGAAGCAAAAGCAAAAGUCAGAAUACGGAAACCACUAACCGUUACUCUGUCAGGAGGGGGUUCAGAGGAGCUGAGAUGUUCCAGCACGGUGGGAUCGUUGCAGGGGGGAUGGUCCUGGUGAGAGGAGACAGCCAGCUGCAGUGA